Clonostachys solani is the source of this 699-nucleotide messenger RNA. NCBI's taxonomy places the organism in Eukaryota, Fungi, Ascomycota, Sordariomycetes, Hypocreales, Bionectriaceae. The record is from the annotation of a GenBank genome assembly.
AUGCUUUCUCAAGACUCCCAGAUUGUUAUCGUCGGCGGCGGCGUCUUCGGAUUGAGCACAGCUUUGUGGCUCGCCCGCAGCGGACACCGCAACAUCACGAUCUUUGAUCGAUGCGCCUUUGACCAGAGCUUCUACGACCCUCAUAAUGGCUGCGACGGAGCUUCGGCCGAUAUCAACAAAGUAUUCCGCAUGGCCUACGGGAAGCAGCAAUGCUACCAGGAUCUAGCCAUCGAGGCUCGCGCGAUAUGGCUUUCUUGGAACAAAAAUAUUGAGGAGAGCACUUCCUCCCAGCUGCCCUCAGGUCUCGAACCAGAUGACAAACUUUUACAUGAAUGUGGGAAUUACUUCCUCGCCGAGGGCCCCGAGCUCUGCGAUUUCUACAAGGAGAGCUUGGACUUGAUGGAGAAGACUGCGCCUGAUGUUAGGAAGACCCAGUUUCUCAAGGGUAAUGCGCUGGAUGAGGAGAAGCUGCGCAAGAUCGACCCCAAAUGGGCCUGCGUCUACGCUAGAUUCUUGUGCGAACAGCUCGGUGUGAAAUUCGUUCUCGGACAGCCCCAGGGCGUGUUUUCUAGCUUUGUCUAUGAGAAUGCCAAUCGGGAGAAGAAGAUUAUUGGUAUCAAAACUGCAGACGGCCAACGUCAUGCAGCUGACCUUGUCAUCGUUGCUGGUAAUGUCAUCCGCCCUUCGGAAAAGAGGUAG